AGUUGAAUUUCAUUUGCUGUUUCCUUCAACUAGAAAACAUCACAUUGGAAGUUGUUGUCUAAGCCUCAUAGUAACUCAAUCUCACCUUGUCUCUGGUUGAUUAAUCUUCAGUUAAUUGUAACAAUUUAGUCCAGUUAAUUAGAAAGAAAUUUACAAUCAUGUUCACAUUACGACAAAUAGUUAAAUCAACUGCCAAUUCACUGAACCAAGGAUUUUAUUUUCAACGAUGUCAAGCUCAUGUUGGUUGGAUUGGUCUCGGUUUCAUGGGAACUCCAAUGGCGACUCAUUUGAUCAACAAAGGCAAUUCUUUGGUUGUUUAUGAUGUCAAUUCAUCGGCUGUUGAAUCUUUCAAGGCUAAAGGUGCCAUUGUCGCUUCCAGUCCUGCCGAAGUUGCCGAAAAAUGUGACCGAGUGUUCACCAUGGUUCCCGCUGAUCCUUACGUAAUUGAAGUUUUCUCCGGUUCCAAUGGACUCUUGACCAAAGCCUCUAAAGGAACCAUUCUCAUGGAUUGUUCAACUGUCCAUCCAAACACAUCGAAAAAGUUACUUGAACUAAGCAAUGCCGCUGGUGUUGAUUUUCUGGACACUCCGGUCGCUGGUGCUGUUCCUGCCGCUAAUGCUGGUACACUUACCUUUAUGUGCGGAGGUAAAGCCGAUGUAGUCAAGAAGAUUGAAUCACUUUUACUUUGUAUGGGUCGUCGGGUUAUCCAUUGUGGUGACGUUGGCGCUGGAUCGGCAGCCAAAAUCUGUAAUAACAUGAUGCUCGCCAUCUCCAUGAUCGGUACCUCAGAGACACUUAACCUUGCCCAAGGUCUUGGUUUGGAUCCUAAACAGAUGACAGAGAUUCUUAACAUUAGCUCAGGUCGAACCUGGUGCUCGGAUACUUAUAAUCCUGUUCCCGGUAUAAUGGAAAAUGUUCCGGCAUCGAGAGAUUAUAAACCAGGAUUUAAGGUCGAACUUAUCGCCAAAGAUUUGGGUAUUUCUCAGUCUUGUGCCAGUUUAACCGAUGCCCCCACUCCUAUGGGCGCCUUGGCCUUGUCCAUUUACAAAGCAAUGACCAACAAUGGACACGGAGAGAAAGACUUUUCUUAUGCUUACCAAUUCCUCUUGAAAAAGGUCACCGGUGGUGUUAGAAAAAGUUAAAUCAAUCAACUCAAUUACCAUCAAAUUAACUAACCAAACGUAGAGAUUAAUGAUUAGAAAUUUAAUCAUAUCCAUUUACUAAUCAAUUUAAGUUUGACUAUUUUUUGUGGGAAUCAAUGUUUUAUGUAAAUUGUAUUUCUCUGAACGGAUCAAAUUCAGUUGGAAGACUCGAAUUGUUAAUCAAUUGAACUUUUUUUUAUCUAAUAAACUUAAAGGAAGAAAAAUGAAACAAGUUUAA
Molecule: messenger RNA, 1380 nt
Organism: Panonychus citri (citrus red mite)
Lineage: Eukaryota; Metazoa; Arthropoda; Arachnida; Trombidiformes; Tetranychidae
Product: 3-hydroxyisobutyrate dehydrogenase, mitochondrial-like
Exons: 2
Coding region: 159-1142 (327 amino acids)
Biological process (GO): L-valine catabolic process
Cellular component (GO): mitochondrion
Molecular function (GO): NADP binding; 3-hydroxyisobutyrate dehydrogenase activity; NAD binding
Source: RefSeq, a predicted model, not a curated record